Daphnia carinata is the source of this 1994-nucleotide messenger RNA. RefSeq names its product xylulose kinase-like. Lineage: Eukaryota; Metazoa; Arthropoda; Branchiopoda; Diplostraca; Daphniidae. The record is from RefSeq and is a predicted model, not a curated record. Gene Ontology annotation, molecular function: D-xylulokinase activity. The transcript has 12 exons. Gene Ontology annotation, cellular component: cytosol. Gene Ontology annotation, biological process: D-xylose metabolic process; xylulose metabolic process. The coding region runs from base 148 to 1779 and encodes 543 amino acids.
AUAACAAACGAGGGGAGGAGAAUUCUGUUCCUGUUCAUGCGGUGAGUCGUCAUCUUUAUCAUGAACUUCCGUACGUCAUCAUCCUGUCACGGUUGGGAAGACUAGGUAUCCACUACCAUCUAUAACCAACGCACCCGACGACUGAGAAUGUCGGACUUGCCAUAUAUUUUGUCUGAAACCAUCUCCAGGAAAAGCUAUUUUCUUGGCUUAGAUUUCAGCACUCAACAGUUAAAAGCUGUGGUUGUUGAUGAGAAAUUGCAAGUUCUACAUGAAGCAGCCGUAAAUUUUGAUCGCAACCUACCUGAGUAUAGGACAAGUGGUGGGGUUAAGAAGAAUGGAUCAACUGUCACUGCCCCGACAGUUAUGUGGGUGAAAGCAUUGGAUUUGCUAAUGGACCAGCUGAAGAUUACUGGUCUAGACUUCCAAGAUAUCUCAGCAAUAUCAGGAUCUGGCCAACAACACGGCAGUGUAUAUUGGCGAAAGGGAGUUCAGAAUCUGUUGCCUAGUUUAGAUCCAAUGAAAUUCUUAUUUCUACAACUAGCCAACUGCUUCAGCGUCCAAGAUUCGCCAGUAUGGAUGGAUUCCAGUACACAUAGUUAUUGUGAAACAAUGGAGAAGAAACUUGGUGGUCCUCAGAAAUUGGCUGAUCUGACUGGUUCUAGAGCUUACGAGAGAUUCACGGGGCAUCAAAUCGCAAAAAUUGUAAGCGAAAAAGCAGAGCUUUAUUUCAACACGGAGAGAAUAUCCUUAGUCAGCAGUUUUGCUUGCUCAGUUUUUCUGGGAUACUACAGUCCUAUCGAUUGGUCCGAUGCUUCAGGAAUGAAUUUAUUCGAUAUUACUUUAAAAGAUUGGGAUUCACAGUGUUUGCACAUGUGUGCCCCUGAUUUGAAAGAGAAGUUAGGCGAACCAGUCGCUACUCAUACAUGUCUUGGACCAAUUUCCAAUUAUUUUGUUGAACGAUACAGCUUUGACCCAAGUUGCCAGGUCGUAGCCUUCACAGGCGAUAAUCCCGCGUCACUUGCUGGAAUGUGUUUGGAACCGGGCGAUGUUGCCAUAAGCCUGGGAACUAGUGACACGGUCUUCCUCUGGCUCAGUGGAAAACCUACGCCCUCAUUAGAGGGUCAUGUCUUUUGCAAUCCAGUUGAUCCCGAGGCCUAUAUGGCUUUAUUAUGUUUCAAAAACGGAUCGCUUACUCGCGAACGAAUUCGAGAUUUAUUCGCUCAUCGGUCAUGGGAUGAAUUUGAUGCUCUAUUAGCCUGCACGCCACCCGGAAAUCACGGUCACAUUGGCAUGUAUUACGACGAGCAAGAGAUCACACCAAAGAUCCAGGGUACAUUCCGCUUUAACGCAUCCGAUCAGAAAGUCAACGCCUUCGAAGAGGCGGCCACAGAAGUUCGCGCCCUUGUCGAAGGGCAACUGUUAGCUAAGCGAGUUCACUCCGAACAAUUGGGAUUUAACAUAGGUGAAAAUUGUCGAGUAUUCGUCACAGGUGGGGCGUCGAACAACAGGUCUAUUUUGCAAAUUUUGAGCGAUGUUUUUAAUGCUGACGUAUUCACUCAGGAUACGGCCAACUCCUCCUGUCUUGGCUCGGCCUACCGAGCAGCUCAUGGUUUGGCAGUGAAACAAUCCGGCACGUUCAUUCCAUUCAACGAGUUUAUGGCCGACCGUCGGCCAAACUUUACCCUUUUGUGUCGUCCAAGAAGCGAAGCAGCCAAGCUGUAUGACGCUAUGGCUGCUCGCUUUGCUACGUUGGAGUCUUCCAUUUUAACGCAUAAAUGAAAAAAAAAUGGCUAUAAUAUCAAUGCAAAGCAGGUGCCUUCCAAGAAGUUAAUGCUCUUUAACGUUGUUAUUGAAUUUACAAAGAACAAUUAUCCGCGCAGCUUUUAACGUACAAACUCGAAUAGAGAAGAGGCAUACUAAUUUAUGUUUACAAGAGCAAUAUUAUUUCCAAAUGUUGUUGUUGUGCUUAAAAUGAAAUCAAAACGACUGUCCAA